GUAAAGCGUCCAGUAUAAAUAUGGUUGGUGAGCAUCUUCGAACAACGAGCCACUCUUCCAACUCACUUCGUACCGGGAAUAACACCAGUGAACAUGAAGCUUUCAGUCAUUGUUUUCUCUUUAAUUAUUGCCACUGGACUGGCCGCUCCAUUGAAUGUGGUCUAUCCGCACGUGCAGCCAUCUCCGUUUGCUCACGCAGUCCCGGUACAUAUCGUUCACGCUGUUCCAGCCGUUGAGACUAGGAUUCACUAUGCCAAGACUCCCGUAGUAGUCGGUCAUUCUACCCAAAUCCUGAAGCCCAAUUUGAAUCCAUUCGUCGUGGCUCCUCUAGUGGCUCCUUCAAUUGCCGUCGCCGCAUCGUCUGAUCCCGUCGUUGUCGAAGCGAAAAAAGGCGAAGGAAAAUCAGAGACAAACGUAGAGACACCCAAGGAGAAAGCGGCUGAAGAAGUCAAAGGUGUUAAAGUUCCAUUAACAUACGUCGCCCAUCCGUUUGCCUUCGCUGCUCCGGCUCCACUAGCCUUUCCGGCCGUCUUGAAUGUCAAGGCAUCCGUCCCAGCCGGUGAUGCUCCUCCCAUGGAUCAACUCAUUACUAAAGAAAAGGUUAUCGCUCCCGUUCGUGCCAUCUCCGAAGUGACUCCACAAGUUCACGUGCAACAUCCGACUAAAAUUAAUGUGCAGAAGGUCGCAGUCGAAGUGCCAGUGGCUACACCGUACGCUCUUCCUGUUCCUGUUGCAGUAGCGCCUCACUACGAGAUCCACCACGUUCACACUCCAGCACUGACCGUUGUGGCUUAAACAUUUGUGAUUUCUUUUGUUAUGUACUUCAAACGACUGUUAACCCACCUUUCGAUUACACUGUUCUAUCAUGGCAUUGGCAUUACAUCGUUUUUAAUCGA
Daphnia carinata is the source of this 896-nucleotide messenger RNA. RefSeq lists its product as uncharacterized. NCBI's taxonomy places the organism in Eukaryota, Metazoa, Arthropoda, Branchiopoda, Diplostraca, Daphniidae. The coding region runs from base 94 to 795 and encodes 233 amino acids. The record is from RefSeq and is a predicted model, not a curated record. The transcript is spliced from 2 exons.